CUGGAAAAAGGAAGGGUACAAUGGCAGAAGAAUAGAGUGCAGGAGAAUCUAACUCCCAGACUUAGCAUGCUUAGGUACCUUCCUUAAUUACUUACCUCUUCCAACACUCUUCCUCUCCUUUUAUCUCCACACUCCGAAAUUCAAUUGCACGUUUUGCAGUAAACCCUCCUUGUUCGCUCAUAAUAGACUCAUAAAAAAGACUCAUUUUCCUUUUAAUUUCCCUUUCUCAAACACGCCCACUACUCCCUCUCCUUUUUUUGAGAUAACUCAAAUCAUAGGAAACCAAAACACAGUAAUAAAUCCUUCUGAUAAAUCUUAUAUUGAUUUUCAUUUUCAUCACUGAUUUUUAUAAACCCAUCAAGUUUUUUUCGCAUGAGACUAUACUGGAGGAGUCGUAACUGAUCUCUGUUUCUCCUUAAGUUGGUUGUUCAGAAAGUUUAGUAAUCAUGGGAUUCCAGAGACCAUCAUCAGAAAAGUCGAGAGCCAAAUUCAGUCUCUUUUAUAUAUUCCUACUCUGCAUUAUCCUCUGUGUGUUGACCACUUUCAUAGCCCCUUCGUCACUUUCUUCUCCAUAUGUUACGAAUUCUGGGAAACUAGGGCAUGCACAGGAGGAAGAUAAGAGUACACUUGUGAUAAAGAAGAUGAGAAGGAUCGGUGAUAGGAGCAAAGAGGCAGAGUUACGGAGGAUUUUAAGGGGAUUGGGGUCAUCUCCGCCACGGUGCACCUCCAAGUGUGGAAGAUGCACGCCCUGCAAGCCUGUGCAUGUCCCGGUGCCUUCGGACACUCCUGUCACCGCUGAAUACUACCCUGAAGCUUGGAGAUGCAAGUGCGGCAACAAGUUGUACAUGCCAUGAUCUUUUUUAUACGAUAUAUAUACUCACAUAUAUACGUUAUGUAUAUGAUUUAUAUGCAGGUUCAUGAUCAUAUGUAAUGUCUCUACUCAGAUAUUUAUUAUAUAUUAAACAUGCUUCUAGGAC
This is a messenger RNA of Raphanus sativus (radish), 977 nucleotides long. RefSeq names its product EPIDERMAL PATTERNING FACTOR-like protein 6. Bases 447 to 854 code for a protein of 135 amino acids. Gene Ontology annotation, biological process: guard cell differentiation; stomatal complex development. The record is from RefSeq and is a predicted model, not a curated record. NCBI's taxonomy places the organism in Eukaryota, Viridiplantae, Streptophyta, Magnoliopsida, Brassicales, Brassicaceae. The transcript has 3 exons.